CUCGGACGGGCUUAUCCCUGUGUGAUCAUAUGGAUCGGUAUUCUCGUACACUGUGUGCGCUCCGUGUAGCCGGAAUCUAAAACUACGGACGAGCCUCUGCACAUUUUCAGACUACGGGUUCGUGCUGAAGAAUCGUCUAGCCGCACUUGUUGUGGAGCGUCUCGAAAUGAGCCGUCCUUAGACACGCUGAUAUGGAGGGAGUUCUGUAUAAAUGGACCAAUUAUAUAAGUGGUUGGCAGCCUCGCUGGUUUGUGUUGGCUGGAGGCACACUUUCAUAUUAUGAUUCCCAAGAAGAUGCUUGGAAAGGAUGCAAGGGCAGCAUCAAGAUUUCUGUGUGCGAAAUACAAGUGCACCCGUCAGAUUUCACAAGAGUUGAUUUGACCAUACCAGGAGAGCAAUACUUCUACCUCAGGGCAAUCAAUGCAGCAGAGAGACAGAAAUGGCUGGUCGCUUUAGGAACUGCAAAAGCCUGUCUGACAGACAACCGGACCAAGAGAGAGAAAGAGCUCCAGGAGAACACAGAGACACUAAAAACAAAGAUGUGCGAGCUGAGAUUAUACUGUGACCUUCUUCUUGAGCAAGUGAACAAACUCAAGGAGGAUCCUCUGGGUGAGGGAGCAGCUGGCUCUGCAGAGACAGGGGAUGACACAGGUACUCUGGUAAAGUCUACAUGCACCACUUUUCUGAAGACGCUGGAGGAAUGCAUGCAGAUUGCCAGCCGAACCUUCAGUCCGGAUCUACUGAGCCACAGUCCACCAGGGUCACCGCCUGUCGCUGCUGUCAAACCUCAGAAGAUCAAACCUCUUAAUCAAACAAGUCCCUAUUCAGAGGAAAAACAGAGAGGCUCAGUAAACAACUCAUCUAGAGCAUCAGCACAAGAGUGUGUGGAGAGUGGACCAGAGCAGGAACCCCCUUCACCUCCACCAGAGAACACAUCAACAGGGAACAGCCUUGUGGAGCAGGAGAAUAAAGACAUAGCGGAGGUCCAGGAUGUUCUUCAAUCUAGCACACAGGAUCCUGCUGAGGAUGAGCAUCCCAGAGAGGAGGCUGGAGAGGAUGCACAUUCGGAUGAAGUAGAUCAUGCCCAGGAGGAAGUCCUGUCUAGCUCCAGACAGAGCAAAGAACAACAGGCCAGUGAUCAAAACAAAGCUGUCCCAGAAGCAAAUGAGCUCGAGUCACAGGGUAAACAGGAAGAAGAUCAGGUGGAAACAUUCUUCAGUAGUAUGAGCCACAGAUUUAGUGAUAUAAGACUGGAGGACGGCAAAGGUAUCCCCACACUGGCCUUUUUGGACUCUUGCUAUGCUAUAGUGCCAGUAUUAGACAAGCUGGGACCAACUGUCUUCGCUCCGGUUAAAAUAGAUUUUGUGGGCAACAUUAAGAAAGUCCAGCAGAAGUUUCUGUCAGACCCUGGCGCUUUUCCAACCCUGCAGAGCAUUGUACUGCAUGAAGUGGAGAUGGAGGUGGCACAGGUGCGAAACUCGGCCACUGAAGCAUUGCUGUGGCUCAAACGAGGACUGAAAUUCCUCAAAGAGUUUCUCUCUGAGGUGAAUGCAGGAGAGCAGGACAUCCACGCAGCUCUGAACAAUGCCUAUGGAAAGACACUACGCCAGUAUCAUGGAUGGGUUGUCCGGGGAGUUUUUGCUCUGGCUCUGAGGGCUGCUCCCUCCUACAGUGGCUUCAUGGCAGCAUUGGUGUCUCAUGAGGGUGAUGAGCUGAAGGAGGGUUUUACCACAGGCAUGCAACGGGACCUAGCCAUCUAUCUGCCUGCCAUGGAGAAACAGCUGGCCAUCCUGGAUGCUCUGUAUGAGGAGUAUGGCCUGGAGUCUGAUGAGGUGGUUUGAGCCACUCUCCAACACAUGCAGACAGACAAAAACAAGACAGAGUUCAUGGUAGUCUUGGCUAGGCGUUGUCUUUGGUGCAGGGAUCAGUCUCUGGUGUUUGAGAGCCUGAUUAGUGGAUACUUACGCUGCUGAAAGAAGGCGCUUGGUCCAUAUGGAUGAAGCAAGCACUGCAAGAAUACUGGGCUUCUACAAGUAGCAAUAUUGCCCUGGUCCCGUACGCUUGAAGGUGCACUCACCUAAACUCUUAAGCGUGGCAGAAGGGCCAAGAUUUGUACGUCUAAUAGACUGUGAUGAUUUUUCAGGGAAGAGCGAUGUUUCAGUAACCUCUAUGGUGGUGGUUGAGUGUUCUGAAGUUUGGUCGCUGGAUUCUUUUUGAUAUACCUACGACCAUCAGAAGAUGCUAUGAAAUGUCAUUUUUAAAAACAUUACAGCAAAAACAUGCACAUCUAUGGUGAGUAUGUAAAUAUACAAGCCACAAUAUUUGUAUUUGUGUUUCACUUUAAGUUUUAUCUUCAAAAUACCCUUUUAUAUAAUUUUGCUCUUAUAAGAUCAUAUUUUUCUUUGACCAUCACUACAUACCAUAUUCCAUAGACAAGCACAAAUUAAAAAUAUUUGACUGGUUUAAGGUCCAGCAUUAAUCUUAAGCAGCAGUUCAACAUGACCUAAAAGACUGUAGAUAGAUUCUAAACUAAAAGCUGCAAACACUGGACAAAAUAAAAGCAUUAUAUUCUCAGAGCAGGUACACAGAAAAUCUUUAAACCGGCCAUAAGGACCAAAGAAAAAAAAUGGAAAAAAUACAGACCGUCUAAACCUUUCCAAAGUUACCUUAAUCAUACUUUUCCUUCUGCACAUUUUCUUCUGUUUUUUUAUUUUCUUGAUAACUUUAUUUAUUAAAUUAUUUACAUAAUAAUUAAGAGUAGAUUUUAUUGUCAGAAUUAUACCAUGUUUACUCAUUAAUGUAGCCAGUUCUGUGCAUGUUGUAUUGCAUGGGUUCGGUUCACUUUUGUGUCAACAAAAGAUGAGCCCAAAUUUAAAUAACUUACUAAUUAUUAAUGUAGCCGUUCACCCGAUGACUGCAGGGAUAGGCUCCAACUCACCCCGCAACCCAGAAGGAUAAGGGGUUAGAAAAUGUGUGCGUGUGUGUGUGAUUAUUAAUGUAUUGGCUAAUUAGCCUUACAGUUUACAUAAAUGCCUGCCUGCCUUGGCUGUGCAGUGCCGAGUUAGAAAUCAGAGCUCUGCCUGUUUCAGAUGGGAUGAACAAACAAUUUCAUGCUUCUUGCUCAAGAAAUACAAAAUUUUUCCAAAAUGGAUUUGUAAACAUUAAUUUUACAAUAUGUAUUACAUUCCAUUUAUAUGUAUACUUAGACUCAGUGGCCACUUUGUUAGGCAUAUCUACUUUAUAGUGUAUCUUAUAGGCAACUAUACUUUUUCUGUUUUGAGUUGGAAUCCACACAUUUUGGUACCACUGUUGUACUCUGAAGACGGCUCACCGGUGGUUGACAUUGUUGGCAUGUGUGUUUUUCCAUGAAUUACCUAUUCUGAUCAUAGGGAAUAUUCUCCUUUGGUACAUAGAUAUUUUUUUAUAAAUGCAAGUAUAAAGCUACAGCAUGUGAUACAAAGCAUUUCAAUGUAGUCGGUGUUAUACUUAAUCAAAAUACUUCUUACAGGAUCAGGAAAUUAAAAACGGUCCCUCUGAAGUAAAUAAAGCCGUGCUCUCCCCUUAAAUUGCUCAUAUACUUGAUCCUUAGUCACUGGUCUACAUUUUUAACAAGCACAAGGCACCACUGAUUGAUUUGUCUUUCACAGAAUGGGGAGGUAUAUCUAUUAAGGUGCCAUUUAGUUCAUACUUUAGCUAUAUUUGCUUGCAUAUAUGUUUGCAUAAAUAGUAUUUACAAAUGCAUUAAGAAGUUUAUAUUUAAAUCAGGCCAUUCAUGAAAGAGUAAACCUUCUGAGUACAUAAUUUGUACCAAAAUUUUGUGGAUUAGAAUUUUAGAACUUUCUCUUAAAAAGGACAGAAGCUUAUAUAUUUGGUGGAGAAAUGAAACUCUCAGUGGAGUCUACACGACAUGUUGGUUGCUUUAUGUUUUGUGAAAUAGAUCAAAGUACAUUCCAGUAGAAAGGCACAAUGACUGUGCACAAAAAUGAAUGACUAUGAAAGGACAUAGCCUUCACUCCUAAAACGUUAACGUUUAUAAACAUCUCAACAACAUCAUGGCCACUUGAAUUAUUUCCAUGCAUAUUGAAAGGACAGAAUGAAAGAUGUCAAGUCAGCAUUAAACAAGCACAUUUCUUUCAA
Molecule: messenger RNA, 4137 nt
Organism: Pygocentrus nattereri (red-bellied piranha)
Lineage: Eukaryota; Metazoa; Chordata; Actinopteri; Characiformes; Serrasalmidae
Gene: plekha8
Product: pleckstrin homology domain containing, family A (phosphoinositide binding specific) member 8
Exons: 13
Coding region: 192-1841 (549 amino acids)
Biological process (GO): ceramide transport; intermembrane lipid transfer
Cellular component (GO): membrane; cytoplasm; cytosol
Molecular function (GO): ceramide 1-phosphate transfer activity; ceramide 1-phosphate binding
Source: RefSeq, a predicted model, not a curated record